AACUGCAGAAACAAAAGCUGGAACUACAAGGAUGAAGAAGACACUACUGUUUGUCCUCAUUCUCUCAGGGUUGUCUACACUGUCUACAAAGAUCACUAGAAAGUACCACUAUAUAAAGAUAUUAAAGACCUGGGCUGAAGCUCAGAGUUACUGCAGAGAGACGUUCACUGACCUCGCCACUGUAGAAAAUCAAGAUGACCACGACAGGCUGCAGCGUAUAUUACAGGGCGAUGGAGAAUAUGCAUGGAUAGGACUUUAUGAUUACCUGACCAGAUGGAAGUGGACGCUGGGAAAUGCAGACUUCAACAAUGACACAGAUUUCAGCAACUGGGUACCACAUCAAACUGUCCCUAAUCCCAACAACAAAAUCUGCACUGCGAUGACAGCAGACGGGCUUUGGUAUGUCACUGCAAGUGGAGCAAAACAUCCUGCAGUCUGCUAUUAUGGCCUCGCCAGUGUGAGGAACAAUCUUGAGAAUAAUAACAUCUCUUCAUUGCUGUCAGAAACAUCCUGGAUCGGUCUCUUCAAAGCAAAGUGGGCUCGCUGGUCUGACCAGAGCAGAUCAGUCUUCUCUAACUGGAAUGAGGGCCAGCCCAAAAUCAAUUGGGACACUAUGGAAUCGUGUGCUGCACUCAACACAACCACAGGAACGUGGUGGGAUGUUGACUGCAAUUCAAAGCACUAUUUUAUUUGUGAAGAGUUUAAAAUUCGGCACAAAAAAACUUUCAAGUUAAAGUUUCAGUCUGAGGCCGACCUGAAUGAUCCUGCUGUCCAGCAACAGAUUUUAGAGCAGCUGCAUGCUAAACUGGAGAAACAUGGAUUACCAGACUUCAAACUCCGCUGGGUUGAGACGGAUGGACAGACUUUUCACAAGCAAAAGCAGGAGGAAGAGGAAGGGUCGAGUGGCUGAGAGGUCAUUGUGCAGAGGACAACAUGGUCUUUCUAUAAUUCAACUCUCUCCAAUAAGAAAUGACUAAUUUAGCUGCUUUCAAUCCUAAUAAUUCUAGUAAUAACUGGCUUCAAUGUAUUUAGUUGCCUACCGUGUAGCUACAGUUUUUUAAUGACUUAAAAUGUUCAUUUCACCGGAUAUUUGUUUUCAGUUUAGAAAAUGCUGAAAACACAGAUUCCUGCUUGUGACUUAAGAACAUGUAGUGAGGUUUGAAAUUAGGUUAAAAAAAAUAUAAACAUGUUUUUAAACAUGACAUAUUUUAAAUGUUUUAUGAGUCCUUGUAAAGUCUUGUGAAAUUCCAAAUCUUUUAAUGUUUGAUGUUUUAGCAGCUUUUUCUGCCUUUGACAUAUGUAAUCCUGUUAAUGAUAAGCAUCAUAGUUAACAUCAGUUAUGAUUUCUUACAGUGUGUUUUAUCUUUUGUUUGAAGCAAAGGCCAAUUUUGUGUGUGUGUGGUACUUUAUUAAAUAUGGAAUGUUAAAGCAAUGCUACAUCAUCCAGCAAUUUCCUUCAUUUGAUACUUAAAUACAUCCAAGUGUACAUUUCAGGUAGACAUUCUUGGCAGGGAUGUCCUGAUCAAAGUUUUGUCCCUGAUUGCCUAAAACAUUAUUACAAUAUUAAGCAAUGUUUUCAACAUUCAAUUAUCAACCUAUCAUCAUAAAUAGAACAUUUUAUUUACAAUGUACUAAUUAUUGUAUUAAAAAGUAAACAUCCAAA
Dicentrarchus labrax (European seabass) is the source of this 1663-nucleotide messenger RNA. RefSeq lists its product as uncharacterized. The record is from RefSeq and is a predicted model, not a curated record. Bases 32 to 910 code for a protein of 292 amino acids. NCBI's taxonomy places the organism in Eukaryota, Metazoa, Chordata, Actinopteri, Moronidae. The transcript is spliced from 6 exons.